Suillus subalutaceus is the source of this 1277-nucleotide messenger RNA. RefSeq lists its product as uncharacterized. The record is from RefSeq and is a predicted model, not a curated record. The transcript is spliced from 5 exons. NCBI's taxonomy places the organism in Eukaryota, Fungi, Basidiomycota, Agaricomycetes, Boletales, Suillaceae. The coding region runs from base 1 to 951 and encodes 316 amino acids.
AUGUCGCCGACUCCUGGAGUUCACUCCCUGGACGGGUUCAGUAUGAUUGGUCCUGGGAUAUAUCUUCGGGAUAACCGUGAGCAAAGCCAAGACUCGGACACCACAUCACCAAAAGUCAUUUUAAUAUUCGGAUGGAUGGGUGCCCAACUUAGGUAUUUGCAGAGUUACACCCAUGCAUAUACCAAAUUAUAUCCAAACGCGUCUCAAAUCGUUGUUCGGUGCAACCCUGGUAUUUUCUGGAGUACAACCAAUACUAUACAACAGCGUCUCGUGCCUGUGAUUGAUGCUUUAAAGGCAUUGCAUUGUUUGCCAUCUUCUGGAUCACCCUCUGCGCAAAGGCGUCCCCGAAUACUAACCCACGUGUUUUCCAAUGGAGGCUGCCUGCAAAUGUCAUAUCUUGGUCGCAUGCUACAACAGAAAUAUGGUUCUGUAUCUGCCCAAUGGUCAUUCACAAGCGCACUCAUCUUUGACUCAUGCCCAACAACUGUGAAAUUGAAUACAAUCAAACGCGUGUUCAGCACUCUGGUCCAGAACCCAAUUGUCAAAUCCGUCGUAGUCACCUUCGUAUCCACGGUGUACUUCAUCCGCUUCUGCCUGUCUCUGCUGUUCGGUAAGCAAAUGAUGUUGAUUUCAGACAUCCGCAUCGACAUGCAGAAUCCCCGCGUUCUACCGUGGAUGGGCCUUCACACUCCCCGCCUCUACUUUUUCUCGCGCAAGGAUAAAUCGAGUCCGUGGCAAGAGGUCAUGCACCAUGCCAAGACAGUAAAGGAAGGCGGAAUGGAUGUUCGGUGCGAGCUGUUUGAAGAGAGCGAACAUGUGGCACACAUGCGGGUCGAGCCAGAAAGGUAUUGGUCUUCGGUACAAGAGGUUUGGGUUGUCGCAAUCUCCAAGGAGAAAGGCGAGCAGAGAAUAUCGCAAACUCCGCCAGCUCAGCAGCGUAGCCUCCUUUAGCAAUAGCAGCAAUCUGCAUUCAUAAUUGCCUGUCACGUACGUUUGUUAUAUAAGUCUUCCUACAGUCCGAACGCAAUAGCCCUAGCUGCGAGACCACCUUUAGGAAAUUCUUGCAAGGGUGAGGGAAGAUUGGAGUCCUUCGAGACCGGGCAUCCUUCCAGGGUCUCUGAGUCAGAUGCAGUACGUGCUACACAGUACGAGUGCUACUGUGGUUGAUAUGUAGUGCGCGUGCUUGUGGGCGGUGCUCUUGUCCAUGCUAGCACUGAUGUUGUUUCGAAUAAUGGGCAGUGUGUUUGACUCCCAGUCCACUACGACGUUAGUGGAGG